AUGGCGACUGUGAGAGCCUGCGGCCGGAGGCGCACGGUGCUGCGUGCUCCAGCGGCCCGCAGCGCAGACCCUCCAUCUUCCUGCUUGGCCUCCCGCCCCACUUGCCCCAGCCUUAGGGGUCCCACUUCUCUCCGGCUCCCCAGCCCGCCCCCACACCUCCCACUUCCCUCUGUGUCUCCCCGGCCCGGUCCCUCCCCCGCCACACACGCUGACGCGCGCGAACACACACACACACACACACACACACACACUGACACGCCAGCGAGCUGCUGGCUGCUCAAUGGACCGAUUUCCCCGCUGUCUCUGAUACCAGCCCAGCCCAGGAUGAGAAACUGCAAAAUGGCCCGGGUCGCCAGUGUGCUGGGGCUGGUCAUGCUCAGCGUUGCCCUGCUGAUUUUAUCGCUCAUCAGCUACGUGUCCCUGAAAAAGGAGAACAUCUUCACCACUUCCAAGUACGCCAGCCCGGGGGCGCCCCGAAUGUACAUGUUCCACGCGGGAUUCCGGUCGCAAUUCGCGCUGAAGUUUCUAAACCCGUCAUUUGUGCCCAUUACGAAUUCUCUGACCCACGAACUCCAAGAGAAACCUUCUAAGUGGACAUUUAAUCGGACGGCAUUUUUACGUCAAAGGCAAGAAAUUCUUCAGCAUGUCGAUGUAAUAAAAAAUUUUUCUUUGACCAAGAAUAGUGUUCGGAUCGGACAACUGAUGCACUAUGAUUAUUCCAACCAUAAGUAUGUUUUCUCUAUUAGCAAUAACUUCCGAUCGCUGCUUCCAGAUGCGUCGCCCAUUGUGAAUAAGCAUUACAAUGUCUGUGCUGUGGUUGGAAAUAGCGGGAUCCUGACAGGGAGCCGGUGUGGACAAGAAAUAGAUAAGUCAGAUUUUGUUUUCCGUUGCAAUUUCGCCCCCACGGAGGCCUUCCAAAGAGAUGUUGGAAGAAAAAUCAACCUUACCACCUUCAACCCCAGCAUCCUGGAAAAAUAUUACAACAACCUCUUGACCAUUCAGGACCGUAACAACUUUUUCCUCAGUUUAAAAAAGCUCGAUGGGGCCAUUCUUUGGAUCCCUGCAUUUUUCUUCCACACUUCAGCAACUGUGACCAGGACAUUAGUUGACUUUUUUGUUGAACACAGAGGUCAGUUAAAAGUCCAGUUGGCUUGGCCUGGGAAUAUAAUGCAACAUGUCAACAGGUACUGGAAAAACAAACAUUUGUCACCCAAACGGCUGAGCACAGGUAUUCUUAUGUACACUCUUGCAUCAGCAAUAUGUGAAGAGAUCCAUUUGUAUGGAUUUUGGCCUUUUGGAUUUGACCCCAACACAAGGGAAGAUCUUCCAUACCAUUACUAUGACAAAAAAGGAACCAAAUUUACCACCAAGUGGCAGGAGUCCCACCAGCUGCCUGCCGAGUUUCAGCUGCUGUACCGCAUGCACGGGGAAGGGCUCACCAAGCUGACUCUGUCACACUGUGCCUAAGGACUUCGAACAGAAAGUGCCAAAUGGUGGUUUAAAAGUGCCCCAAGUCAAAUUGAAUAGUCACCAGAUUAGAACCCUAAAGAAUUUCUUAUAAGGAGUGUCUGCCAUUUGAAAGGAGUCUUCCCUCCCUCUUUUGCACUGCUCCUUUAAGGACCUUAACUGGACAGAUGCGUUGAAGCCGCCUGAUUUAAACUUGAUUGAUAACGGGAAUGUUGCAUUUGGAACCAUGCUGCUAACGAAAUGGUCUGAAGUAUGUUCAUGCUUGUACUUUAAUAAUACGCUGCCUCUCAGUUUUUAUGAGGACUAGAGCUGGGGCUGCUGCAGCUUUGCUCACAGGUGGUCCUCAUAAUGAGAGGCCUCUGGCCAAUCUGGGCAGGACUUCAUCUUUUCCUGCUCGGGAUUGGACUCUUCAAAAUGGAAACAUAAGAAAUUGGUUUGCAUAUCUCAUCUCUCCUUCUCUACCCUCUCUUUCCCUCUCUCCCUCUCUCUCUCCCUGCAACCCCUCCCCCUUUCCUCACCCCCAUGGAGUUUAAUAAUUUGCUAGGAAUCAUAGUGAAUUAGCUUUGCUUGUAUGUGUUGCAUCUGUAUGUGAUGUGUUCAACGAUCUGGGUAACUUUGAUGUUUCACCACAAACCGAGCAAAUCAUGAUGGAUCUCCUUACAAAUACUUUUCUAAGAAAUGCCUUUUACAAAGGUCUCAUGAGUCCAGACAGUCAUUCUACAGCAGAGUGGUCCCUCUGGGGCGAGUGGCACACGAUGCAGUGCGUCUUUCACUGUCACAAAGGAGGCCUGUGUCGUGGGUCCAUAGCACCAGGCAGAGUGCUACUGUGGCAAACCAUUCUGCUGCCACACCUGCAAGGGCGCUCCAGCCUGGGUUUAGUGCCUCCCACAAUCCCAACCCAGACACUGGGCUGGAAGUUCUCUCAGAGUAUAGAAGCAAUGAGUCAGUUUAAGAACCUGGGGCACAGAGAGAAGGAAGACGAAUACUUAGAAGUUGUUAUGGAUGCUGGAUAGUCUAAAGUGCUGCAACCAGGUUGCCCAUUCAGAGCCUUCAAAAGCCAGCAGGAUUCAAGCAGAGUAGAAGCUUCAAGGUCGGCCAGGCCGGGCCCCCGUGUGAACGGUGCUCAGGUGAGGCGACCUUCACUACCACUGUGUCAACCAGCACCGCUCCAGGACAAUCUGUUCUCUCGAAGACAAUGCAGACAUUGGAUAUUCCCUCUUUCCACUGAAAUCAGAUCAGUGCAUCUACAAAUUAAGCAUUUCAAAAGGAAACGCCAUUGCGUAGUGGCAAGAUCUGGUACAAAUAACUCUUGGAAUUUGAGAUGCGAAGAUCUGCCAUGAAGGAAUUAGGGGGCCAUUCUCUCUCUCAUUAUUUCAGCCUCAGGAGUGGAAAUCCCAUCACUCCCCGCCCUGGCUUUUCACUGAGCAGCACUUUGUUCUUUCAGUUCGGCCAGAGUCUGGCCAAGUUGAUGUUAAAUUUUAAUAAGAGUUUCUUUCUUCUUUCCAAAUGCCAGUCAAGCAUCUUUGUAAUACACUUGGGUGGGGUAGCUUGUUCUUUUCCAGAAAUUUCAUCUAGGUUUCUUGCAAUGCUACAAAUACUGUUUAAAAUAACUGCUGCUGUUCAGUCAUCAGCUCACGACCCCUCUUUGGGAAGACAUAAUAAUGCCUAAAAUUAAGCCAAAUACAAUACGGAAAAAAAUAGCCCUUAUGUUCAUGUUCUGCCUGGUUCUGAAGAGAAGGUGUCUUAAUUUUUUUUAAAGCUACUCAGAGAAGCAGACAUAGAUCCAGAUAUUCACUAAUGAAAGAAAAAUCGUAUAAACCAAUUGCACACACAUCUUACAACACUGACGGAUGGCAAUCAUCCAAACAGACAGGAAUAGGAAUGGAUAUUUCAAAAUGGAAGACAGUGAAAACAGCUCGAUACUUGAAAUAAUUGGAAGGGGAAAUAUUUUUACACUUUAAUUCAGUGGUGUAAUUUGAUGCACAGCAGAAGCACAGUGUGCUUGCUCCCCGUUUAAACAGGACAGCGCUGCAGUUCUCGCGCUGCAGUUCUCGCGCUGUGCUCUGCUGGGGUCACCAUGAGACUGGUAACUGGCAGACGUUUACUUGGCUCUUCCCGAGCACUUCUUCAUUUGGUUACAGCCAAGUAAUGCUAAUGCCAAUAUUACACAGGCCACACUUGGACUCUGGAGUUUCAAUCCCAAUGUGCCCAUUGCAUUUCACUAAAUAUAAAUAUGUAGACCCUUUGGAACCAGGCAGGUUAAAAAAAUCAAAGAACUAGAAUCCAUAAAACCAGGGAACUGGUCUAUGGUGGGCCAUUUCAUUUAGAUCUCAUCACAAUGCCAAGUGUUUGCUGGUUUUCUUAAAAUCUCAUUUCCCCCUUGUUUUCAUCUUAAUCCAUAGUGAGAGGACUUUUCCGUCUCCCAAUAUCAUUUCAUCUAGCACAGGGGUGUCAGACUCAUUUUCACCGAGGGCCACAUCAGCCUCAUGGUUGCCUUCAAAGGACCGAAAUAAUUUUAGGACUGUAUAAAUGUAACUACUCCUUAACUGUCAAGGAGUUGAAAUUACAUUCGGCCCUUUGAAGGCAACUGCAAGGCUGAUGUGGCCCCUGGUGAACAUGAGUUUGACACUUUCACAAGAACUCAAAAUGUGAGGAAACAAGCUAAUCUUUCAGAACUAGAAGGGCUUAGAUAUCAGAUUUAUCCUGUUUCCAGGCAGGACUUCCUGGAUGAUCCAAAAGGACCAUCCUUCCCUUUUCUUUAAAAGUCCCUGAAGAAAACUCUAAGCCCUCCCACAGUGGUUAACCACAAUUCUCAUAAUUUAUAAAUUCUUUAUAUACAGUCUGUCUCCCUCCUAUUGCAAAAAAAAUAGAUACAAUAUGUGGGUAAAGCAUUUACCCAGUUUCAGCAUGUAGGAAGUACUCAAAAUAUAGCAGCUUUUACUGUUAUUUUUGUUAGUUAUGCCCCUGACCUACAGUUCUAUCACAGAGAAAAACAGCCUCUAGCCAGUCAUACAAAACCUCUCUUAGCUUUUCAAGAAUAUUUCAAAGAUUUGUAUAACCACUGUCAUGACCAAAAGAGCUGGUGGGUCCCCUGAGUCUGACAUGAAAGGCGCUGGAGCAAGUAACCAUAACUUCUGGGCUGUGUGGUCAGCAGUGACCUGGGAAGACAGGACCUGCAGCUGAGCAUCGGCUUUUUCACUGCCCUUGCUUCAUUGGUUCUAGGUUAAGUUCAUUCUUUCGUCAGAACCUGUCCUCUUUGCGGUUAUUCACUGCAGAAUCCACCCUCAGCUACUGGAAUGAAUUUCGCCAUAAAGCGCCCUAGGCUGUCUAUACAUGACACCAGUACAACCAACCAGGUCGGCUGCACAGGGGAAACCACCCACAGACGUGCAGCGACCUGCUGGAUGCUGGUCCCUCGGUUUUCAUCGUUCGAUCUGAAUGUCAUGUGCGGACAUGUAUUUCCAAGGGAGACGGAGUUAAAAUGUGACACAAGAAUGCCUCCCACUCCCAGAACAUCUCUUUCAUAUCUGAUGAUUAAACAUCUGUGGUUCCUCUGCCUUUGCUUCUGUGUCUUCAAUAUCCUUGACCUUUAUGAAAGUGCUUGUUCAGUACUUGACCUGUUUCGUAGUGUCAUGUGCCUAGCAGUGGGACUUGUACAUCAGACACCUGACCGUGGUGGGGCCGCCAGCCAGAAUGUGCAAAGGGAGAAGCCGCCUCAACCUCCUUGUGCCCAAGCCUCAAGUCACCCAUGAACGUGAACUCCAGGACUAACCUACUCAUGGGGAAGCCAAGGAAAAGAAGAGUGCUGCUCCUGACUUGGGGCAAAGUACUAGUUAUUAGGCACUCUCACGCAGCAAGGAGGGGCCGAUCUGAGGCCAAAGGGACCAGGGGCAGAAGUGCAGAGCCCUGGGACGCUGGAAACGGGAAAGCCUCUGAGCGUCUCUAGUCUCAACCCUUCACUCCACAAACAAGAAACGGAGAAACAGAGAAGCUACGUGAUGUUCCCAAGAUGGCACAGGUCAUCAGUGCAGAGGUUGGGACUCCUCACCCAGUGCUUCUUGGUCUUCUCACCAUCGAACGAAGAUGAGCUCAAGGGGGAAGUGAUUUUGGUCUGGGGUUCACAAGGCACAGAAAACAAGUUACAAAGGCUGCAAAGGAGGAAAAAAGAUGUCUCCCAAAUCAUUUAUUUCUCAAUGCAAAAUAACAAAGUACACACUUGCCUCCAUAUAUAAAAGCCCAUAGGUAAUAACGUCCAUUCUUCCCUAAAAUUAGAGAAAACCCUCCUGGUAAAUUAUGGUUCUGGCAAAUCACAAUACAUUUACUAUCAGUUCACAGUUGACAGAUGGAAUCUUCUCCAAUAAUCUAUUCAUCUUAAUAAAACCUUGUUUUAGUGAUACCUAUGCAUAAUUUAAAAGGUGAAUGCUGAAAUAAACGAGUAUGCACUUUUCCAUAUGCAUAAUUUUCAGCUGGGGCCCUUGAGGUUAAGAAAUACCUUUUGUCAAUGAGGUUAAAAAAUACCUUUUGUCAAUGCCUUCCAUAUUAUAAGCAAUUUCAACAGCAGACUUUGUGUUAUUGCAUUGAGUUCAAAUGUGCUAAGAUGGGCAAAUAACAGUGAAUAAUUGGGGUUGGGUUUUCAUGUGUAAAAUGACAGACUGAGCAAUUUUCUGUACAGUUCUAGAUCCCUGAGUCUUUUUUCCCCUAACUGUGUGAAUGUACUAGGCAAAAGUAUCUGUUUAGCCUCUCCUUCUCCCCGAAUGUGCAGAACUGUCCUUUUGCUUUCAAAGACAGUUGGGACUAUGAGCAUGUGGCUGGAAACCCAGACGGAGUACCACAAGUGCUGGGGACUCAGAGGCCCUAGGCCACCUGAUUGACUUGUCUCCGACCUGUGGCCCAAUUAAUCAAGGCCACGAGUGAGUUGACACCAAGGACCAAAAUGACUAAAUAUGCCUCUUUCACACUCUCAUCGCUUUGCCACAGCAUAUUUUAGAAUGUCAUUAUUGUAUCAUACAGUAUUUCUUAAAGUGUCUUUUUAUUGUGAUGAAUUAUUGAAGAUAUGUGUUCAAAUAGAUGUUUUUAUCCUUAAUGAUGCUCAUUCUCUUGCUGAUUGGACUGGAAUCAGAGUCAAGAGCCUGUGACAGAAUGACUGACUCCUGCUUAAGAUUACAGUGGGGUUACAGGGUUAGGACCUGGAUUAUGCUGCUGAUCCACCAGCAAACAGAGCUGUAUGACACGAGGAGCUCUUUAAAAUGCAGUUCUUACUCCCCAUCCCAGACCUUUGACUCAAUGUCCUGGGAUAAAUCCAGCUUACAAGUCCCAGGUGAUUGCGAUGUGGCCAGCAUCUGGGAUGCUGGCAACCAACAAUACAUAGCAAAGUCACACAUACCAUUAUGACCAAAGUAGCUGAAUGCUUAUCACUCCUCAUAUGAUUAGUAGCACACCUGUUCCUUGAAGUUAUCAGAAUACAUGGCAACACAGACACAGUCUUAGUGACUCAAUCAUUCAACCAUCUUGGGUAAAUUGACCAGUCACCACUUUGUAAGCAACCAGAACUGGUUAAUUUAGUCAAAAUAGGAACAAGUGUGAAGACAGAGUGGAGAGACAUAGCUCUAAUACAUUUUACCCCAAGGCCAACUCCUUAUAUUUCAAACUAAAAGGCAGAUCUCAGGUAACUUAUCUUUACAAAUAGAGAAACAGGGAAGUUAAAUUAAUCAUUCAGAUUCUACUUGCAUAUCAUUCCCAGAACUUAAAAUAUUCUUAAAAGGCUCUGAUUUCCCAGCCUCCAGGGAACAUCCAAAAUACAAACACCCCCAGGUUAAAAUGAAACCAGUCAAAAAAAAAGAAACCCAUGAGCUAAAAUUCUAAGACCAACUAUGUAAUGAGCGGUGGUCAGUUGGCACCGGCUGCCUGGUGCCAGCCUCUGGCGACUCCGGUGCCCCCGUCCUAACGCAGUUUGGGCGGGCUCCUUCCGCAGCUGUGCACGGCAGAGACUUGUACCAGCAGAGACAACAGGGCUCCUUUGAUUCCCCUCCUGUGAGAUCCAGAGACAAUGUUAGCUCUUGGGUGUGCUGCUACAUGUUUAACAACUGGCUCUGGAGCAUGAGGCCCUGGUUUGCAGCGCUUGCCAGUCUCUGUGGUGUAAAUACUCUCGCCAGACCCCGUUGCACCCUGCUGAGUGGAUGUCAACCAGCUGAAAACGUAACUAUGUUUUCAACAGCAGAUCAACUCCCGAGUCAGUGAGUACGAAAAGCUAGCAGUGGCUUUGGAGAACUCCCAAGUUCCCCCUCCCGCCAAGUAAGGCUCUCUACUUUGAUUAAUUCUACUAAUUUUUAGUAUAUUAUUGGGUCUCAGAGGCUAAGGACCUAAGGUGUUCAAAAUAUGUAUUUCCUAGCCAUGGGACCCUUAGGAACCUCUCAACAGACUCCUCGGUACCCUAGGAGAUUAUUAGCCAUGCUUGUCUAAUUUCUGAGAGUGACAUUCCACAGAAACACUUAUUUAACUGCCAGUUGAAACAAUGUUUGGCUGAUCUUUUUUAUACCUUAUCGUCCAUGGCCUGUUUGCCCACUUUUCUAAUUUUCCUCCUGCACUUGCUUCUCACCCUGACACAGCACAAAACUCACAGGCAUCCAGAACUCAGUGCCCGCAAAGGAGCAGGGGAAGAACAGGACACCCAGUCGGUCUCCCUGGCUCCACCACACCUAGAGAGGCCCCGCAACUCCGACGUCUCUACCCCACCAGGGGACACGCAGCCAAGUAGGCCUCGUGCCCAGGAGUGGAGUAUGCACUUAGCUGGGCUUCAGUUGUGCUCAGGAAAGCUCCACAUGGGCAAGAAACACCACUAAGUACGAACACCACAGGGCAAACUUUGCAGAGGAGGGCGUCCGUCAUGCGACGGCUUGCCCUUAGCCAAGUGACCGACUACAAGGCUGGACCCUGAAAAACACAACUAGCAGCAAACGUUUGGCCGCUGCAGCGCCGUGGGUGUUGAGUAGGACAAGGUUCCUUCUUCCUCCAGCCCAUUGUUAAGUGAAGACCCUGCGUACUAAGAGUGCGGAAAUCGGAUACCCUGGUGAGCCACAAAGGAAGCUUUGUUUGCAAAUUAAAGGGUUUUUUAAUUUCGACAGAAGUGAUUUUUGGGUGGGUUUAAUUAGAUCCUUUGGAAGGCAAUGAUGAAAAAACAAUGUAACUAAUUCCUCAUAUACAAUAAGCGGCCAUUGUUUUUUACUCUUUGAGUAGUACAUCAAAAUAAGAUCAUGAAAGAUCAAAUCUGCUUCUCUUGCUGUAGUAAAAUAUCCUAUAGGUUCAGUAAGGCAUUGCUCCACUGUAAAUGUUUGAAACUUGGACAUUUUCUAUAUGAUGUUUAAAAGGCCAGGGUAUGCCUCUGUUUUCUGCUCUCCUUAAGUCGUCUAAAUGAGUGUGUUUCUCUAUACUGAAUAAGCUACAUUUUGAUUUAACUGAAGCAGGUACACGCUCGGGUGUUUUUCUGUAUUCACAACAACUUGCACGUAGCCUGGGAACAAAGUAAGCCUUCAUUCUCCGGCUCUUUACCGGACACCAAAGAAGUAAGUCCAUGAACAUAAGCAGAAAGCACAUGCCAGCAGGCCCCAUUUAAUAAUAAAAUCAUAAUAAAAUGUGUUUAUUAUAUACAAACUCACAGCAACGCCAGCCGUGAGGGACCAGCCACUCUCAGAGCACCGUUAGCUAGGGAGGUGGGACAGGAAAACCAGUAGAUGAUGGGAGAGAGGUUUGCUCAAUGUGUGAGGGUGGAAUGAAGUCACUGAUGUACUUGCGAAAAGGAAGGGGAGGUUUCCCCCUGAAAUCUGGAAUCUAGACCAUUUUGCAAGACUUACAAUAAUUGGUCUCCAUGUCAGAAAUGCCCUUUAGCCUCAUUUUAAGAUCCAGAUCUGAGCCCUCACUAUGCAGAGAAGCAGCCUGACAGCCAAGCGCCCUGGAAGGAGCUUAUUGAUGGGUUUGGACCCAGUCAUUAGCACUGAAAUCACCCAGGAAACAGAACAGAACCGCUGAAAUCUCACAACGCAGCAUCACUUACUCACAUAGGACACAACAGGACUGCCCAGAUCUGGACGUUAUCUCAGGUCUAGAUUCCAGAUCAACGCCUCAAUGUGAAGAUGAGAAAACUGAGCUUCCACAGGCAGGACGUGACUUAUUUCCCAGCUAGGUAACCGGGAUUAGAGUCUGAGCCCCCGAACCCUGAUCUGCUACCCCGCGCCAUGCUGUCUCCACCCUUAACUCGGGAAGGCGACAAUCCGCUGUGAAAGCAUAAAUCAGAAGUCAAGACAAAAGACUGUUUGUGAUAUUUUCUCUCACUUAAACUGCUUGGUUUCACCAUUUCACUUUAGCAUUAUAUUAAAUAACAUAUCAGUUUAGAAAUAGGAACAAAGCUCUCUGUAAUGAUGAAACCAGAAGGUCCAAAAGCAUGAGAACAGUGCAUGUAAGUUAUUAAAGAAAUGAGCAGGAAGUGUGUGUCAGGGAAAAAUAAAUGCUUCUUAUGUUGUUAUAACCAUGGAGCCCUGCCCGCCCCCCCAUACUUGAUGCAUCUGUUUUGGAAAAUGCUCUUUCACGCUGAGUGACUGGCACGGAAGACUUCGCUGCCUGCCAGCCCCGUCAGAAGCUUUCUUGCUCUUUAGAAGAAUCCUCGGCCCUUAGGAAUCAGACUCAGCGUCUCCUGCAGGAGGCAGUGUCACCUGCUCUGACAAACGACCUGCCAGACUGGCAGGGCCGUGAGACCCGAGAGAUGCCGGCGCUGCUGGACUGCGGAGCUUCCCUGUAAAUACCGUCUGCCUUCUUGGUGAGCAAGGAUGGCCACCUUCUCUCACAGAGGUAACUGCGUGUGCUUUGUGACUGUAUAGUUCGUGAAGAAAAUGCAACGAUUUGCUUCGACAGCUCCCCACGUGUACCUGUUAAGUGUGAAUG
Messenger RNA from Phyllostomus hastatus (greater spear-nosed bat), 10398 nucleotides. RefSeq names its product ST8 alpha-N-acetyl-neuraminide alpha-2,8-sialyltransferase 3 (gene ST8SIA3). Gene Ontology annotation, biological process: N-glycan processing; oligosaccharide metabolic process. The record is from RefSeq and is a predicted model, not a curated record. NCBI's taxonomy places the organism in Eukaryota, Metazoa, Chordata, Mammalia, Chiroptera, Phyllostomidae. Gene Ontology annotation, molecular function: alpha-N-acetylneuraminate alpha-2,8-sialyltransferase activity.